AUGUCCCCAUCCGAAGUCGUAAAAUUCCCCGCCGACGACCGCAUCGAGCCAGGCUCGACCGACUACCCGGCGGCUCAGUUCCCCACCAUCAAGAACACCUCGGUGGACGUCGACGCCGCAGCAGAUGAAAUCAUCGGCGCCCUCAACAAGGCCCUCGACGCCGGAGACGCCAGCGCCGUGGCCGGCCUGUUUCUCCCAGAUGGCGCCAGCCACGGCUACUGGCGCGACCACCUGUGUCUGACGUGGGUCAUGCGCACCCUCAAGGGUCGCGGGCAGAUCGGCAGCUUCCUGGCCAACGAGACACCCCACGAUGGUGGCGACGUGAGGUUGCCCAGGAGGAUUACGAUCGACAGGAGCAGCGACUUUAGGUCGCCCACGCUGUCGGCCUUUGAGGCCUCGGGCAAGCACAGGUGCAUAAGCUUCCACGUCGAGGUCCAGGCGCAGCACGGCAAGGGCCGCGGCGUGGCUCGCCUCGCGGAAGGUGAGGAUGGCAAGAUCUACAUCGCGACGCUUUUCACCUCGCUGGUAGAGAUCGAGGGUCAUCCGGAGCCUGUCAGGGGCCAAAGGGUGAAGGGUGUCGAGCACAAGGGGACGCACGAUGAGCCGAACUGGCGCGAGAGGCUGGAGGCCGCUGCGCGGUUUGAAGAUCAUGAGCCUACAGUCCUCGUUGUUGGAGCCGGACAAGGUGGCCUCUCCGUCGCAGCCCGACUACAAAUGCAAGGAAUACCAACCCUCGUCAUUGAUCGCAACCCCCGCGUGGGUGAUUCAUGGCGGAACCGCUAUCAUCACCUAGUCUUACAUGACCCGAUCUGGUACGACCACAUGCCGUACAUACCAUUUCCCGACCACUGGCCCGUCUUCACACCCAAAGACAAGAUUGCGGACUUCUUCGAGUCCUACGUCAGCCUCCUCGAGCUCAAGGUAUGGACAGGCACGAACCUGGCCGACUCGACCUGGGACGAGGAGAAUAGGGUGUGGACGGUGAAGCUGGAGAGGGCGGGCGAGACCAGGACGGUCAGGCCGAGGCACAUCAUCCAGGCGACCGGCCACUCGGGCAAGAAGAACUUUCCGCAGAUCAAGGGCAUGGACGCCUUCAAGGGCGCGCGGCUCUGCCACUCGUCAGAGUUCCCCGGGGCGACGCCCAACUCGGCCGGGAAGCGCGCCGUCGUGGUCGGGUCCUGCAACUCUGGCCACGACAUCGCGCAGGACUUUUACAGCAAGGGCUACGACGUGACCAUGGUGCAGCGGUCGUCGACGUGCGUCGUCGGGUCCGACGCCAUCGUCAACAUCGGCCUGGCGGGUCUGUACGAGGAGGGCGGGCCGCCGACCGAGGACGCGGACCUGGUGCUGUACUCGUACCCCUUUGAGCAGUUCAAGACGGCGCAGCGGGCCGUCACGGCGCUGCAGAACGAGGCGGACCGCGAGAUCCUCGAGGCGCUGGAGCGGGUCGGGUUCAAGGUCGACAUGGGCCCCGAGGCGUGCGGCCUCUUCAUCAAGUACUUCCAGCGCGGAGGGGGCUACUACUUGGACGUCGGGGCAAGCCGGCUCAUCGCCGACGGCAAGAUCAAGAUCAAACAGGGCUGCGAGAUCAGCGAGGUGCUGGCCGACGGGCUCCUGUUCGCCGACGGACAGAAGCUCGAGGCCGACGAGAUCGUCUUUGCCACCGGGUACCUGAACAUGAGGGGCGAGGCCAGGGCCAUCUUUGGCGACACCCUGGCGGACCGCGUCGACGACGUCUGGGGGUUCGACGACAAGGGCGAGCACAGGACCAUUUGGAGCAGGAGUGGGCAUCCUGGCUUCUGGUUCAUGGGCGGAAAUCUAGCUCUCUGCCGGUACUUUUCGAGGCUUCUGGCCCUGCAGAUCAAAGCUGCCGAGCUGGGAUUGAACAAACUGUAG
Pyricularia pennisetigena is the source of this 1896-nucleotide messenger RNA. RefSeq lists its product as uncharacterized. The record is from RefSeq and is a predicted model, not a curated record. Bases 1 to 1896 code for a protein of 631 amino acids. Gene Ontology annotation, molecular function: monooxygenase activity; flavin adenine dinucleotide binding. NCBI's taxonomy places the organism in Eukaryota, Fungi, Ascomycota, Sordariomycetes, Magnaporthales, Pyriculariaceae. The transcript is spliced from 2 exons.